Molecule: messenger RNA, 3905 nt
Organism: Carassius auratus (goldfish)
Lineage: Eukaryota; Metazoa; Chordata; Actinopteri; Cypriniformes; Cyprinidae
Product: dymeclin-like
Exons: 17
Coding region: 274-2286 (670 amino acids)
Biological process (GO): Golgi organization
Cellular component (GO): Golgi apparatus
Source: RefSeq, a predicted model, not a curated record
UGGUCAGACGUCACGAACGUCAGUGGCGACGUGGAAAUGCAGAGCUAGUAGACUCAAUUCAGCGUCAACUUCCACUGAAAACACACUUUACUGGACGUUUACCAUCACUUAUCAGAACUCAUUUACUUUUAUUCGUCUGAGGAUACAUAGUUGCGUGUCCAGCAGACAGCGAGUGGCUUUUCUGAAGCGCUGUCAAAUCUGAUAAUCAUCAAGUUUCGUUUUCUUCGGCUGAUGAUGAGGCUCUGAGGAAGUCUCUGGUGGUUUUCGGAGGCGAUGGGUGCGAACACCAGUCAGCUGAGCGACCUGUCGGAGAGCCAGAGCAUCCGCGCUCUGAUUGGUCCAGACGCCAUCUCAGAGAACGAGCCCUUCUGGAACCAGCUGAUCUCAUUUACCUUCACCAGCCCCACCUGCAGUGCUGAUGCUAAACUCCUGGAGGAUGCUGUCGUCCCGCUGGCGAAGACUCUGAUUCAGAACAACCCCAGGUCUGGGAACUUCAGGGCGCUGGUGAGAGUUUUUCUCAGCAGAACCAAAGAACUGAAGAUCUCCACAGAAUGCCAAGAUCAGUUGUUCAUCUGGCAGGCCCAUAAUGCUUUGUUCCUGGUGCGCUGUUUGCUGAAGGUCUUCAUCAGAGAGAUGAGUGAAGAAGAGCUGCACUUACAGUUCUCCCACCAGGAGAGGGCGCCGGGAACCUACGACUCCAUCUGUGAGGAUCUUCUGGAGGAGCUGGUCUCUAAUUUGGUGCAUCUCAUCGUUGAAGUGCCGCUUCUCGACAUCACCUACAACAUCCUGUUUGAAGCUGUGACCACCCUCCUAGUGCUGCUGUCCUAUCAGCUCUUCCACAAAGAGGUUCUGAGGGAGGGGCUUAUUUACGGCUACCUGACCAGAGGACGAUGUCUGUCUCUGACGAGUCGUCUGGUGAAGACGCUGCUGUAUAACUUCAUCAGACAGGAGAAAUGUCCUCCAGCCGCUCAAGUGUUGCAGACGCAGACAGACGGAGGAGGUCUUCUGUACGGACUCGCAUCUGGAGUCGCCAGUGGAUUGUGGAGCGUGUUCACAUUGGGCGGAGUCGGCAGCAGGCCGGGGGCGGAGCUAGAUCAGAACACUCACCCGCUGUCCAAUCAGAGUCUGCUAUUGCUUCUGGUUCUGGCCAAUCUGACCGACGGAGCAGACUGUCCGAACCCCUACCGCCAGGCUGUUACCUGCUUCAAAAACACCCAAGAUUCCUCAUCCAUCCCGUCUCCUCAGCCUCACACGUUUCAGAUCAACUUUAACAGUCUGUACACCGCGCUGUACGAGCAGCAGAAAUCAGACCAGGUGACGUUACUGCUCUACACGCUUCUGCACCAGAACAGCAACAUGAGGACGUACAUACUGUCCCGCACGGACAUGGAGAACCUGGUGUUGCCGAUUCUUGAGAUCUUGUAUCAUGUCGAGGAGAGAAACUCUCAUCAUGUAUACAUGGCCCUCAUCAUCCUCCUCAUCCUCACAGAAGACGACACCUUCAACCGCUCGAUACAUGAAGUGAUGUUGAAGAACAUCUCGUGGUAUACGGAGCGUGUUCUGACGGAGAUCUCUCUGGGUUCUCUGUUGAUCCUGGUCGUGAUUCGGACCAUUCAGUUCAACAUGACGAGGACCAGGGAUAAAUACCUCCACACGAACUGCCUGGCUGCCCUAGCAAACAUGUCAGCCCAGUUUCGUAACCUACACCAGUACGCCGCCCAACGAAUUAUAAGUUUGUUUGCUCUGCUGUCAAAGAAGCACAAUAAAGUUCUGGAGCAGGCGACCCAGUCCUUGCAUGGCCCUCUGGGAGCAGACGACAGGAGCGUUCUGCCCGACUAUGCUCAGGAUCUGAACGUCAUCGAGGAGGUGAUCAGGAUGAUGCUGGAGAUCAUAAACUCCUGUCUGAGUAACUCGCUCCAUCACAACCCAAACCUGCUGUACGGGCUGCUCUACAAGCGGGAACUCUUCGAGCAGUUCAGAUCGCAUCCGUCCUUCCAGGACAUCAUGCAGAACCUGGACACGGUGAUCGGAUUCUUCAGCCAGCGACUGGAGCAGGCAGGAAGUGACCUGUCAGUGGAGAGAGUUCAAGAGGUCAUCAAGAAAGGUGCGGCGGCCCUCCCUAAAGAGCGUCUGAAGAAGUUUCCGGAGCUGAAGUUUAAAUACGUGGAGGAGGAGCAGCCGGAGGAUUUCUUCGUCCCGUACGUCUGGUCUCUGGUCUUUAACUCUGCGGUGGGUCUGUGCUGGAGCUCUCAGGGCAUCGAGCUGUUCAGCAUGGACUCACCCUGACGGACGCAGGACUCUUGUGAAGUGCCUACACACAGCUCGCUGAACCCCUGAGCUUCUCUCGUCGCCGGCCGCACUGAAUUCUGGGAUUGGUACGAUUUGGGAGAUUCAGGCACCGCUCUGAUGAAGCUAAAACACUGCGGUUGAUUGUGAUGAUCAUUUGUUUGUUUGCUUGUUUCUGUUUGUGGGUCAUGGGUCACGUGGGGGAAAUUUCUUGAGUGACGGUGAACAUUAAUCAUAGUUUGACUCCGUUAGGAAUGAUUGUUAAAGAAAUAAUUCACCCAGAAAUGGAAAUGUGAUGUCCUUUCGAGAUGUAGAUGAGUUUGAUUCUGCAUCAGGUUUGGAGAAAUGUAGCAUUGCGUCACUUGCUCACCAGUGGAUCCUUUGCAGUGGAUGGGUGCCGUCAGAAUAAGAGUCCAAACAUCACACUCCAGUCCAUCAAAUAAUGUCUUGAAAAGCCAAAAACAAUCUAAAUAAAUGUUUUUAUCAGCUGUUUAGACUCUCAUUCUGACGGCACCCAUUCACUGCAGAGCAUCCAUUGCUGAGACACUGAUGCAAUGCUCCACAUUCUCCAAAUCUGAUGAAGAAACGAACUCCUCUACAUCUUUGAAGACCUGAAGGUGAACACAUUUUCAUUUUGGGUGAUCUCUUCCUCUAACGAGCUGAUUAUUAUGCACAGCUUCAUCACAUAUCACUAUAUAUAGUAAGUUACAAAUAAAUAAUAUUUGACCUUUUUUGGCUUGUUUUAUAGAAUGCCUUGCUGUUUUAAAUUAAUUAAUUUAUUGUUAUUAUAUUUAGUUCGUCAGACCCAUACAGUGCUCUAAUAUAAUCUACAUCUGAGCAUCUGCACAAAGAAAAACCAAAACAUAAAUAUAUAUUUAUAUAUAUUCUUUCCUUACAUUUGAUGUUGAUUGGGAAAAUAUCUUGCGUUUAAGUGGUUUUUUUAAGCAUAAGAAGAAUAAUGAUACAUAUUUAGAUAUUUGUGUAAUAAAAUACGCGAUUUUCCCAUGUAAAUGGCGUUUAGUGUAUCAUUUAUGUAUAUUAUAGAUUGAGAUGAUUGCAUGUACAUUACUGUAUAGACAAAUACACACUGUUUCUGUUGCAUUGCUGUUCAUUCUCUCAGUUUUUAGGGACAGCGAUGGAAAAUCUUUCCUGUUGAUGACCUGCGUAAAUAAUUAAUAAAGCGUAUGGGAAAUAUUCCCCCGUUACUGAUGAGUUUAGGUCUUAUAAUGUGUCCCUGUUACACUUAAAGCAGAAACAGCCCAUUUUUACACUUUUGCUCAUUUCUUGCAGGUCUUUUUUUGGUAUUUUUGGAAUUUCAUAUUUAAUGUUAAGAAUGCAUAAUUAGACAUAGCAUCUUUUUAUUUUGUCCCUCUUUUUUUUUUGAUUCGUUCUUGCAUAUUUAUGUAAAAGGUAAUGAGGAAAGACUACAAAAUUGCACGAAAAUUUGCUUUGAUUGCAAGUCUGUGUUGGAAAUGAAUUGGUUUUCCCGUAUUCCUCUGGUUUGACUGACAGCUAAUGAAGUUUGUUUAGCAGUUUCGCUUGCGUUAUCUAUGACUGAUUCAGAGUCAGUCUUUCUUCCACCAAUAAAACGACAGCAGAACUCCUGCUGUAAUCCUGGG